Molecule: messenger RNA, 1756 nt
Organism: Salvia splendens (bonfire salvia)
Lineage: Eukaryota; Viridiplantae; Streptophyta; Magnoliopsida; Lamiales; Lamiaceae
Product: tubulin alpha-5 chain
Exons: 5
Coding region: 303-1652 (449 amino acids)
Biological process (GO): microtubule-based process
Cellular component (GO): microtubule
Molecular function (GO): structural constituent of cytoskeleton; GTP binding
Source: RefSeq, a predicted model, not a curated record
AUGAAAAACUGUAUUAUCAUCAUUGUUCCAUGAGAGAGGCGACGAUGGCGAGUUGGCGAAGACGACGACGACGAUAUUUUGGGGCGGUAGUAGGGCCGGCUCCCAAUGGUGAAUUCCAUCGAAUCCCACUUUAGCUUAAGCCACUCCCACUAUUUUCCCCUUUCCACUCAGCCUUAGAUAUUAUUGGAGGAGAGAGAAGGGGCCGAGAAAAAAUCUCAUUCUUUCCUUGGUGCAAGGGCCUAGAUUUAGAAACAAAGAGAGAGGGGUUUGGCAUUUUGGUGAAAAGAAAAUUUAGAAAGAAAAUGAGAGAAAUAAUAAGCAUUCACAUAGGUCAAGCUGGGAUUCAGGUGGGAAAUUCAUGUUGGGAGCUUUAUUGCCUCGAACAUGGCAUUCAGCCUGAUGGCAUGAUGCCUAGUGACGCCACUUUUGCUGCGGGAAAUGAUGCCUUCAACACCUUCUUUAGCGAGACUGGUUCGGGAAGGCAUGUCCCAAGGGCUGUAUUUGUUGAUCUCGAACCUACUGUCAUUGAUGAAGUUAGGACCGGGGGCUAUCGCCAGCUUUUCCAUCCCAAUCAGCUCAUAUCUGGAAAGGAAGAUGCUGCGAAUAACUUUGCUCGAGGGCAUUACACAGUGGGAAAGGAGAUUGUUGAUUUAUGCUUAGAUAGGGUGCGGAAGUUGGCUGAUAACUGCACUGGUUUGCAAGGAUUUUUGGUCUUCAGUGCUGUAGGCGGUGGGACGGGUUCUGGAUUGGGUUCAUUGCUUCUAGAGCGUUUGUCGGUGGAUUACGGAAAAAAGUCUAAGCUUGGAUUUACCAUAUAUCCUUCACCCCAAGUGUCAACUGCAGUUGUUGAGCCUUACAACAGUGUCCUCUCGACUCAUUCACUUCUCGAGCACACGGAUGUCUGUGUGCUUUUGGAUAAUGAGGCCAUUUAUGAUAUUUGCCGAAGGUCUUUAGACAUUGAGAGGCCUACAUACAACAAUCUGAACCGACUGAUUUCUCAGAUCAUCUCAUCCCUGACUACUUCUCUACGGUUUGAUGGAGCCAUCAAUGUAGAUAUCAAUGAGUUCCAGACCAACCUCGUACCAUAUCCUCGUAUCCAUUUUAUGCUCUCAUCAUACGCCCCUGUAAUCUCUACUGCAAAAGCAUUCCACGAGCAGCUAUCAGUCCCUGAAAUCACAAACUCGGUCUUUGAGCCUGCGAGCAUGAUGGCUAAAUGUGAUCCUAGGCACGGAAAAUACAUGGCUUGUUGCUUGAUGUACCGUGGAGACGUUGUUCCCAAAGAUGUAAACGCUGCUGUGGCUGCCAUCAAGACAAAACGAACUGUUCAAUUCGUUGACUGGUGUCCAACUGGCUUCAAGUGCGGAAUCAACUACCAACCACCGUCUGUGGUUCCUGGGGCCGAUCUUGCUAAAGUGCAACGAGCUGUGUGCAUGAUCAGCAACAGCACCGCAGUUGCUGAAGUGUUUUCACGCAUUGACCUCAAGUUUGAUCUCAUGUAUUCAAAGAGGGCGUUCGUCCACUGGUACGUGGGCGAGGGAAUGGAGGAAGGCGAGUUCAGCGAGGCCCGUGAAGAUCUGGCCGCGCUCGAGAGAGACUAUGAAGAGGUUGGUGCGGAAGGUGUAGAUGAAGAAGUUGAAACUGAAGACUAUUAAUGUGUUCAGUUGUAGUAUCAGAAUGUUUUACAAUCAUUUCAGGAUUUAUUGAAUCAUGAUGCAAGAAAAAUAUGGUCAAAAUAUGCAGAAAAGAUUUGAAGUUA